Messenger RNA from Olea europaea var. sylvestris, 2195 nucleotides. RefSeq names its product BEL1-like homeodomain protein 11. The coding region runs from base 628 to 1875 and encodes 415 amino acids. Gene Ontology annotation, molecular function: DNA-binding transcription factor activity, RNA polymerase II-specific; RNA polymerase II cis-regulatory region sequence-specific DNA binding. Lineage: Eukaryota; Viridiplantae; Streptophyta; Magnoliopsida; Lamiales; Oleaceae. The record is from RefSeq and is a predicted model, not a curated record. Gene Ontology annotation, biological process: regulation of transcription by RNA polymerase II. The transcript is spliced from 3 exons.
CCAUAUCAUUUCAGCAUUUUCACUUGGUUAAUUUGAUUCUUCAAAGAUGUUUAAAAAAAUAUGUUCAUAUAGCUUUUAUGGCUCUCAGUAUGCUGACAUUAGGGUACACAAUAUUAGAUUACAUCAGAAAAAGAGGAGAUACAGAGAAAGAAUCUAUGCUUUCCUUCUUCAAUGAACUAUUAUCAAAUUAAGAGGCAUGUUUUCUUCUUAUAAGUUGUUUAAUUAUGUUAUUUAUUGUCGGGUAAUUUACUAGUAUUGCGCACCAAAUAUGCAUUUAGGGGUUUGUCAUCGAUGUCCGCUUCUCUACAUACCUCAUCUCCUUUACCCUUGGCCUCUGUUUGCAUCCAUCAUUUUCUCAAGAAUCCUUUUGCUUUCUGAGAUCAAUUCAAGAUUUUUACCAUUCAUAUGUACUUGCAUUUCCGAAAUCUUCUGUUUGUAGUAUGAGAUUGAACUCUUUAUUAAUGUUAAUCUUAUUCCAUAUUUACAAUGUAAAAUCAUUUUCUACCUUGAUAGUUUCCUUUGAAAAAAUCCAUUUAACUCUGCACUCUGUACUUCUGGUUAAUUUGAUGAUCAAGAUCCAAUCUUUAUCAAAAAUAUUGUCAGUGAUUUUAUUAGCAAUUUGUUAGUAUGGUUUCACAAGAUUCCCCCUCGAUUUCCAAUUUAAGUAUUCUACACCAAUUCAUUGUCUCAAACUCCAUAGCUAGUCAAUAUGAGUUUCGAAAUCAACAUUUUGAUCCUUAUGCAGAAGAUUCUAUUGAAAAUAGUCCUUACCCACAGUAUCUAGGUUUGUUGCCACACACUUAUUCUCUGGAUGAAAGAAUGUCUAGAUCUAAAGACCUUGUUCAUGCCCAUCAACUAACAGAUGAAACUCAUAUCGACCGGGAUAGACAACUAAUCGAUCUCCUUGGAACAUCGACUGAGGUUUCUCAGCAAGCCCAGAGGCUAUCUCUAUCUCUAGGGUCAAUGCAAUCCAGGCAAAGAUCCUUAAAUUCAUCAAACUUUAUUAGUCAUGGUUACACGGGACUUGAUCGAAUGGCUAAUGAUAUUUCUUUCGCUGGAAAUGCUUUUUCUCCGGUGAAUCAAUCUUGUUCAACAUUGUAUGGAACUGAAUCAUUUGCUGCUGCAAUUGGGAGCUCGAAAUAUUUGAAACCAGCUCAAUCCCUUCUAGAAGAAAUGGUUAGUGUUGGGGGAAAGGACAUUGAUUUGAGCAACCAGAAGUGCAUUGAGAAAUUAUCGCGCGCUUGCAAGAAAGGCUCUUCAUUCGCACUCAAAGCUGAGUUUUCAAACAAUGAAAUGUUGAUUGAAAAACAUGAAACUUACCUCAACCUUGUAAAGCUUAUAGCCUUGCUUGAGGAGGUGGAAAGACAUUACGAGGAUUAUUAUCAUCAUAUGGAGAAAACUGUUUCAUCAUUUGAGGUUAUAGCAGGUUCAGGAGCAGGAAAAUGUUACACUGUUCUUGCACUCCGAGCUAUGUCCAAACACUUUUGCAGCUUAAGGAAUGCAAUUUUAUUUCAAAUUCAUGUCAUGCGAAAAAAGAUCAGGAAAAACAUGCCGAGAUUUAGCUCGGGUUUGUCUGAUCAAGAAGCAAGACAUAAUCGAAUGUCACUUCAACAGCUAGGAAUCAUCCAAACAUCGAGACAAGUUUGCAGACCGAUAAGAGGACUACCCGAGACUUCUGUGACAAUUUUUCGUGCUUGGCUCUUUGAACACUUCCUUCAUCCGUACGUGAUCGAUUUCCCGCAUAACUUCAAGUUUGCUCCUAAACGAUGCCUGUUAAAGAUAUUUUUUUUCUCAGAUAUCCUAAUGACUCAGAAAAGCUUAUGUUGGCAUCACAAACAGGCUUGUCAAAGAACCAAGUUUCUAACUGGUUCAUAAAUGCUCGAGUUCGACUAUGGAAGCCUAUGAUUGAAGAAAUGUACAAAGAAGAAUUUGCAGUCUUCAACUGAAUCAGAGCAAGUAUUGACAAGUAGUUCCAUAACAAGGGAAGGAGUAGGGGAUUCUGCAGAGGUCUAAAAGGUGUAGAUAAUUUCAUAUAUAGAUGUCAACCCCUCCCCCACCAUCUCCAAGAUGAUAUCAAUUUUUUCUCUUUAAGAGAUUCUUCUUCCUCCUUAGCUAAAUGAACUACAUGAUUAUGUUGGUUGAGAAGCCAAGAGUUAUGAUUUGAUCCUCGAUUCCAACUACAAAAUCACAUUUUA